Messenger RNA from Eimeria tenella, 1107 nucleotides. RefSeq names its product UMP-CMP kinase, putative. NCBI's taxonomy places the organism in Eukaryota, Apicomplexa, Conoidasida, Eucoccidiorida, Eimeriidae. Gene Ontology annotation, molecular function: UMP kinase activity; ATP binding. Gene Ontology annotation, cellular component: cytoplasm; nucleus. Bases 1 to 1107 code for a protein of 368 amino acids. The record is from RefSeq and is a predicted model, not a curated record. Gene Ontology annotation, biological process: UDP biosynthetic process; CDP biosynthetic process. The transcript has 5 exons.
AUGUUCGUGGGCCCUUCGGCCCUGAGGCUACAGAGGCCCUUUUAUAGCGCAGCAGCAGCAGCAGCAGCAGCAGCAGGAUCAGCUGCAGCAGCAGCAGCAGCAGCAAGGUCAGCAGCAGCAGCAGCAGCAGCACGAAGCAGAAGCUUCGCUGCUCCAGAGAAGAUGGAUUUCCCGCAGACGGUUUUCGUCCUCGGGGGCCCCGGCGCCGGCAAAGGCACGCAAUGCAGCUUAGUGUCUCGCGAGUUCUCUAUACCGCAUAUAUCCGCAGGGGACUGUCUGCGUGAGGAGCAAUCGAACCCCGACAGCCCUUACAGCAAGCUGAUUGACGACUGCAUCAGAGAAGGGCGCAUCGUGCCGGUGCGCAUCACCAUGACGCUGCUGCUGCGCAAAAUGCUGCUGGCGAAUUUUCGGGGUUUAUUUUUGAUUGAUGGAUUUCCGAGAAAUGUCGACAACUUGGCGGGCUGGCUCUCCAUGACGAGCGAGGCGAACUUGCCGCGGGAAAUCCUGCGGCUCUCGCGGGCCUACUCUUCGGAUUUGUCUUUUGUGGAAAAGUGCAAAGAGGCUUUAAGUCGCAUGGGGUACAAACCCUCAAAAGGGGACUUUGAGGAGGGUUUGGAAGCAGCAGCAGCAGCAGCAGCAGCAGCAGCAGCGGCAGCAGCAGCGGAGCCUGCUGCAGCAGAGCCUGCUGCUGCAGCUGCGGCGGACCUCGAGGAGCUGACCGCGGAGCUGCGGCGCCGCUGCGGCAGCAGCAGCAACAGCAGCAACACCAGCAGCAGCAGCAGCAGCAGCAGCAGCGGGAGCUUCGUGAAGCCGCUGCUGCUGCUGUUUUUCGAGUGUCCGGAAGCAGAAAUGCUGCGGCGGAUUCUGGAGAGAGGAAGGACGAGCGGAAGGGCCGACGACAACGCGGUGUCUGUACAGAAGAGAUUGAAAACUUUCCAAAAAGAAACUCUUCCAAUUGCUGCUGCUUUUCGUGCUGCUGGCUGCUUCCAGCUGCUGCAGGCCGGGCGGCCCAUAGGGGAGGUGUGGGGCGAGGUGCAGCAGCUCUUCGAGCCCUACAGGGCGCUGCAGCAGCGGGCGCUCGCUGCGGCCGGGGGCUCCAAACCCUAA